AUGACUGUGUCCCAAGACUCGCUGGCUGCGGUUCUACCACGGAAUGCGCCACCCUGGUAUCGCCAAAAGCGCCUGCUUCGCCUGAACCUAAUCAUUAUAUCAUUGGUGAUGUACUCAUCAGCCAACGGGUACGACGGAUCCCUGAUGAACGGCCUGCAAGCUCUCGAUCAAUGGAAGAGUUUCAUGGAUAACCCCGAAGGCGCUCGGCUCGGAUGGAUCAACGCCAUCUACCUGCUCGGAUGUGGUGUUGGGUACAUAUGUGCCUCAUGGAUUGCAGGCCGGUAUGGUCGGAAGCCCGGUGUCUAUUUCGGCUUCUGCUUCCUUACCCUAGGGGUAACCGCUGCGCUAUUCGGCAACGGCGUUCCGCUGCUCAUCAACGAGAUCGCGUAUCCGACACACCGAGGAUUCUUCAAUGCUCUUUUCAUGUCCGGCUGGUAUAUCGGCGGAGCGGUUGCGGCGUGGGUGGUUUUCGCUUCGCGGACAUACGGAUCUUCUUGGGCCUGGCGGCUACCUUCUCUUCUUCAGUGCUUGGUGCCUUUAGUGGGCCUCCCUGGGUUUAUCCUUGCACCUGAGAGUCCUCGCUGGCUCAUUUCGGUUGGGCGGGAGGAAGACGCACGGGAUAUCCUUGUGCAUUUCCACGCCGAUGGAGAUGAAUCAUCACUUUUGGUCAACUAUGAGCUUCGGGAAAUGAAAUACGCUAUCUGGGCUGAGAGCCGCGAUAAAGAGAGCAAUACUGGCAGUUAUGCGGAGAUGCUCCGGACUCGAGGGAAUCGGUGGCGCUUGAUGAUAUCAAUUAGUCUUGGCUUCUUCGCGCAGUGGGUCGGAAACAGUGUUAUCUCGUACUACCUCGCGCUGAUUCUGGACUCUGUGGGCGUGACGAAUGUGCGGGACCAGACGCUCAUCUCUGCCUGCUUGCAAAUGUGGGAUCUGAUCUUCGCUGGGCUUGGUGCGUUUCUGACUGAGCGAGUUGGACGACGGCCGCUCUUCAUGAGCUCGGCUGUAAUUAUGUUCAUCAGUUAUGUACUGGUCACUGGUCUUUCCGGCUCAUUCGCUUCAAACUCCGAUGCGACGACCGGAGCGGCUGUGAUUCCAUUCUUGUUUAUAUUCUUCGCGGGAUACGGUAUUGCCCUAACGCCUUUCCUCACCUCCUACCCUUGCGAGAUUUGGCCCUUCCACCUCCGAUCGCGCGGUCUCACCGUGACUUGGGUUGCGACACUUACUGCCAUGUUCUUCAAUACAUUUGUGAACCCGAUCGCGUUGGCUGCCAUUGGGUGGAAGUACUACUUCGUCUUUCUUGGCGUGUUGAUUACCUUUGGCAUUACCGCUUACUUCUUUUAUCCGGAGACUAGAGGAUACACGUUGGAGCAGAUUGCAGUCAUAUUUGAUGGUAGCGAUGUCCGUGAUAGUGACGGUCUUGGGAGCAGUCAGGUUCAUGUUGAAACUGCUGCUAGCGAGAAAACUAAUGCGGAUAAGAACUUGACCGAAACUGUC
This is a messenger RNA of Penicillium chermesinum, 1491 nucleotides long. RefSeq names its product Major facilitator superfamily domain general substrate transporter. Gene Ontology annotation, cellular component: membrane. The annotation marks the transcript as partial. Gene Ontology annotation, biological process: transmembrane transport; carbohydrate transport. The record is from RefSeq and is a predicted model, not a curated record. The transcript is spliced from 3 exons. NCBI's taxonomy places the organism in Eukaryota, Fungi, Ascomycota, Eurotiomycetes, Eurotiales, Aspergillaceae. Gene Ontology annotation, molecular function: carbohydrate:proton symporter activity.